This is a messenger RNA of Biomphalaria glabrata, 3494 nucleotides long. RefSeq names its product sialin-like. The record is from RefSeq and is a predicted model, not a curated record. Bases 525 to 2090 code for a protein of 521 amino acids. Gene Ontology annotation, biological process: transmembrane transport; monoatomic anion transport. NCBI's taxonomy places the organism in Eukaryota, Metazoa, Mollusca, Gastropoda, Planorbidae. Gene Ontology annotation, molecular function: transmembrane transporter activity. The transcript is spliced from 13 exons.
UUUCAAUGUAGAAAAUCUAGAAUAGAUCUAGAUCCUAGUAAGUAAUUUAAGUUUAUUAAAAAGUGCACCUUCUAGAUUAGAUCUAGGUCUAGAUAUCUUGUGCUACAGCAUCAAAGAUGUUGGCUACAUCUUGUCCCAAGAGCAUAAGUUGAACUGCACUAUUUAUUAAUAUUAUUCCUCAUUCAGGCGCCAAGACAUUUUAAAAUAAAAGAAGUGCAACUAUAAUCAACUGAGAAUCAACACAAAGCUUGAAGAGUCUAUGAGCAGAUCAAUAAGGUCUGAACAUUUUCAAUAUUGAAAUACACCAAUCAUCUACUUGGGCUAGGACUAUAGAUUUUAGUGCUGUUCAUCCCUUCAUUGUUCAAAGCAAAUAAAAUAUCAUAGAGCUCAAUCUGAUUCACUUUGACGUCUUUGUUUCCAAGAAUGUGCUUGAGGUGGUUGUCCCAAUUUGCAAGUGAACACAGACUGCUGUAGUGUCAGGCUGGGCGGAAGUUAUAGAACCACCACUUGGACCCUUGGGCAUCAUGCCCGAAAUUGUUGAAGCGCCAUUCUUGUUUUCCGAACGGUUCUACCUAGCGUGCCUCAUGUGCCUUGGAACAGCCGUCGUCUACGCAGUCCGCAUCAACCUGUCAGUGGCUAUUCUGUGCAUGGUGCGCAAGGCGCCUGCAGUCACAAUCACAAACGACAACGACACCGAUUGGGAGCAUCCCAAGAGCGACACAUACUGUGACAGGAUUCUUGCCUACAAAGACGCCACUGAAAAACAAUUUAAAGGAGAGUUUGACUGGGACAAAGGAACGAUUGCCCAACUUUUAGCCAUGUUUUUCUAUGGUUAUAUCUUGACACAAUUGUUGAGUGGAUGGUUCGCUUCACGUUUCGGUGGUACCAAGGUGUGGGGCUGGAAUAUGUUUAUUAGUGGUCUUUGCACCGUGCUCACCCCAUUGCUUGCAAGGUCGCACAUUUCACUGUUAUAUUUUGUUAGGGUAGUCAUUGGCUUCUGUUCGGGUGUUGCUUUACCAUGUGUUUAUUCAAUAUUGGGUCAUUGGGCUCCCCCAUGCGAAUCAAGUAAACUUACAUCAUUAAGUUUUGCUGGGUUAGCUGUUGGUAGCAUCGCAACACUUUCAACGUCCGGUCUUUUGUGUCAUUAUGGCUUUGAUAACGGCUGGGGGUCAAUAUUUUACAUUUCAGGGUUGGUGACAUUGCUCUGGUCUGGACUCUGGCUGACAAUGACAACGGACCUACCUUCAGAGAACUAUAGGAUAACAACCCUUGAAAGAGUUUACAUUGAGACCUCCAUCGGUAGAGGCGGCAUGAAAAAGCUUCACCGAGUGCCAUGGGAGGAUAUUCUAACGUCACGUGCUGUUUGGGCCCUCACGAUAUCUCAUUUCUGUAACAACUAUAUUUAUUAUACAAUGAUCACACUGGUGCCAACUUAUUUAGACGAGAGUUUUAACUUCAACAUUCAAGAGAAUGGCAUGUUGUCGUCUUUGCUAUACCUCUUCGAGUUCUUUACCUCACUAUGUGUUGGUUACGCUGCUGACAACAUCACACACAACAAAAUAUUGACCCUGCUGAUGGUCAGAAAAUCGUUCCAGCUAGUAUCUCUUAUAGGGACAGCUUUUGGUUUGUUGCUAGUAGCUCAGAUCACAACCUGUGAGAACCGCUACUGGGCAGUAUUUCUGCUGUGCCUAAGUUCUGGCUUCAUGACAUUUAACCGUGCUGGCAUUUUAGUCAACCACCUUGACCUGGCUCCUGGAUAUGCCGGUAUUUUAUUUGGAUUGACUAACACAUUUGGUACAGUGCCUGGAAUGAUUGCACCCGUCAUUGCUGGAUAUCUUACCCCCAACAAAACCACAGAGGAAUGGAGAUACGUCUUCUACUUGUGCGCACUAGACGCCGUAGCUGGGGCCUUGGUCUUCACAUUCUUCGGCGAAGUUGAGCUGCAGCCCUGGGCCAUGGCACCCGAAAAGAAGGCCAAAAAGAAUGCCCAGCAGGACACUGAACUCUCAACGACUACCACAAGUCAAUUGCAAGAGGUCAUGGACAUUCCGCCGCCCACCAAACUCUCAAGUGAAGACGGCAGUGUUUAAUUCUUUUAGAAGUUUGAAGAGAAAGCAGCGACAUUCUCACUGACAGUUUGAAAUAAGAUUACUUGAAAAUACAAUCCAGUACAAAGGUUUCAAAUGGUGAUACAUGUCCAUCCAUAUUUUUCUACAUCUCAGAUUCAGCCUAUUAGAGCUAUAAGUGCCUUGACUUUGUUUGUCCACUCAUUAAUAACGUAUGCUUUAAUUAAAUAUGCUGAUUGCUGAUGUAUUAUUUGGAAUACAAGAUUUAAAAUUUCCAACAUUCAAUGUCUUGAUUCUCUUACAAUGUAGAUAGAUACGGGUGGUGUUUUAACUCAUAAAAGGGACUCAUACUUACUAAAAAGGGUGCAGACAAAUGAAUAAGAAAACAUAUGUAUUGAUCUCAAUUGGCUAUAUUUCAAUAGUAUAAACUUAAGAGAUUGUUUUUGAGCACAUUUUAAGAGAACACCAUAUAAAUUACAACACUUGUGUUGCCUAAAACUGUCAAUAAUAUUAUAUAUACAUUCAUUAUAAACUUGAACAAGACAUAUGUAAUUAGCAUUAUAUUAUAAGCUAUAAUUAACUUGACAUUGACAUUUUAUUUGUAAUUAUGUUAAUAAUUGAUUAAACAUGAAAUAUAUUUAAUAAGAUUGAACUGGCCUUUUUAGUCACAGGAGAAGAUGCAAGGGUAAAAGAUCACUCCCUUGGGACGUAAAAUGACCGAGAGAGCGAUCAAUAAAUAUGUUGUUGUUUGUUUAAAUAUUUUUAGCAUUGAAUGUUAUCUUUGCAUUCUAACGUAUUUAGUAAGACAGUGCUUGAUUUUUUCCUUUGAUAUAAAUGUCUAAAGCUAGAGUAAAGCACCCAAACUCAAUUAGUUUGAAUCGUCAUGUUAUGACAUUUGUAUUAGAUCUAGAACAAAUCACCAAAGAGCAAUAAAUCUAAAUAAGCAUUUAGUAUGCACAGUCGAAUAAGCAUCUUGGAAAAAAAAAGAUUUAAAAACGGGACUUCGUGUUAAUCCUUUACAAUAGGGUUUCGAAAAAUAAAGAAAUGUAUGAAUGCAUUUAAUCCGCAUGGGUCUCCAAUAAGCUGUAUGUUCAUUAUUAUUUUGUUUGUUGUCCAAUACGAUAUGAUACACUGUUUGCUGAAGAAAAAAUAUUGAAACUUUUUUUUUACAACAUAAGAUGAGGAAGAAUUCGUCCAUUUCUGUGAGAAUUUAUUUAAAUUGGUGACACUGCCAGUCAUGUCAUUCAGAGUACUGCACAAAGCACUUCCACCACGUCACCGGAGAUACUUGUGUAGAUAAACAGAAAUAAUGUAAAGGAACUAUUUGCUUUCUCAAGUAAAAAUCACAAAAUGGUCGAAUUGUUUACUUUUAAAGAUCAAACUGUUUUUUUAAAGUGAAAAUCCACAAAAAGGUCGAACUGUUUGCUU